UCAAAGCGAACUGUCAAGACCAUGCCCAAAUGUCAAAGUAAUUGCGACGGAAAAGGGGAAAUGUUUUUAAUUUAGAUAUUCUGCUAAUUAAUUAAAAAUGACAUGUUGGAAUAUAUUUGGCAUUAAUUAAAAGACUUUUUUAUUUUUGUUUCUCCCACAUGCAAUUAAUUCGGCGCACGUUUUACAACAAUGUCCACCCCUCUACCACCGCAACAGCAACGUCGUUCUGCUGGUGAGAGUAAAAAAUGUACACCACCGUCAAAUAUACUUACAAGAAACGGUGCACGAAAAGCAAAAAUCCAAACAAGAGCUAUGUCUGCAGGUGCUAAGCCAUCUGCGGUAGUUAUUGCUGCAAAGAAGAAGAAUUUUAAGAAGAAACAAACUAUUGAUACACUGUUAAAGGACUUUUACCAAAUUGCAAUGGAUUCCAAACUUAAAGUCAAGGGUCCAACUGGCCUUGUAACGGAGCCUCGUAUGGCAGAGCACAGGUGUCUGUGGGAUGACAAUUAUCCAGAAUGUCCUGAAAGAUUGAUUGAAGUUUUACAGAGAUGUCGUGAGUUGAAUUUAAUAGAGCAAUGCAAGCAGUAUGCACCAAGAGCUGCAACUAAAGAAGAACUUCUCACCCUACACUCACCGUCUGUGUACGAAACUCUGGAGGCUACACAUCAAAAUAACGAUAUUGAAUAUUUAGAAGAAGUCUCCUCAAAAUAUGAUGCUAUUUAUAUACAUCCUAGUACCCACGAGCUAGCGUUACUCGCUGCUGGUUCUACUAUCGACAUGGUAGACCGUAUUGUAAGUGGUGAGGUGCAGAACGGUGCGGCACUGAUCCGUCCGCCAGGUCACCAUGCCAUGCGCUCUGAGCCCUGCGGAUACUGCUUCUACAAUAACGUCGCGCUUGCAGCCAAACAUGCUAUUGAUAAUAAAGGACUCAGUAGGAUUCUGAUAGUUGAUUGGGAUGUACAUCACGGACAAGCCACACAGCAGAUGUUCUAUGAGGACGACAGGGUGGUAUAUUUCUCUAUCCAUCGUUACGAGCAUGGUACAUUCUGGCCGAACCUGCGUCAGUCUGACUUCAACUACGUGGGCGAGGGUCGCGGCAAGGGGUACAACUUCAACGUGCCGCUCAACAAGACCGGCCUGGGCGACGCAGACUACCUCGCCAUAUGGCAUCAGCUUCUCAUGCCUAUGGCUUUGGAGUACCAACCGCAACUCCUCAUUGUUUCCGCGGGAUUUGACUCUGCUUUGGGCGAUGAAAAAGGUGAGAUGCAAGUGAGUCCUGCAUGCUAUGCGAGCCUGCUGCACUUACUGAUGUGCGUGUGCCCCGCGCUGUGCGUGGUGCUGGAGGGCGGCUACUGCCUCAGCUCGCUGGCUGAGGGCGCCGCGCUCACACUGCGCACGCUGCUGGGACAUCCGCCACCAAUGCUCAUGGAAACUGGAGAGCCUAGUGACUCGAUACGCGAAUCAAUAUUAAAUUGCAUCUACGUGCAGAAGCCAUAUUGGCGUUGCUUCAAGUAUCAGCCUACGUAUCAUGUAGGUAACGUACUGGAUAUCAGCGGGGAAGAGAAACAGAAGCAUAUAGUUGUCCAUAAGUGGGAGGGAGAUGAAACUAGACCUGACAAGUUCGCUACUAGAGACUGCUAUCCGAUACAAGACGCUGAGACAAAGCGGAAGAAUGAAGAUAGAUUGAAUCAUUUAAGGAUAGUAACGGACCUGUCAUUACCUCUGCAUGCUGUGUGCUACAUUUAUGACGAAGCUAUGCUCAAGCAUAAAAAUAUCUGCGAGCCUGAUCAUGUGGAAUGCCCCGAGCGUAUAAUGCGUAUCCACGAGCGUCUCCGCGACUUCGGGCUGCUGCAGCGUCUGCACCCGCUGAGUGCCCGCACAGCCGCAGACCACGAGAUACUGGCCGUGCAUACACAGAACCAUCUAGAUAGAUUAAAAGAGCUAGCGACAACCAAACUACGCUUUCUAAACACCCAGAAAGAUGAUUACAACUCGCUGUAUUUCCACCCGGAUACGCUGGAGAGUGCAGCUGUGGCUUCAGGCUGUGUUUUACAGACGGUAGAUGCAGUGUUGACUAAAGUGGCCGGUGCUGGUGUAUGCGUGGUGCGUCCGCCGGGACAUCAUGCGGACGCGGACGUGCCGAGUGGGUUCUGUUUACUGAACAACGCGGCGAUAGCGGCUAAGUACGCGGCGCAGGCGCACGGUGUCCAGCGACUGCUCAUACUGGACUGGGAUGUACAUCAUGGGAAUGGCACGCAGAACAUCACUUAUGAUGAUAAUAAAAUUCUGUACAUGUCGAUACAUCGGUAUGACAACGGCACGUUCUUCCCUCACUCGCAGGAGGCGGACUACCGCGCUGUGGGGGAGGGCAGGGGGGAGGGGUACAAUGUCAACAUUCCCUGGAAUAAGCGGGGUAUGGGUAACGUGGAGUACAUGGCGGCAUUCACACAAGUGGUGCUGCCCAUCGCAUACGAAUACAAUCCGGAGCUGGUGAUUGUGUCUGCAGGGUUCGAUGCUUGUAUCAAUGAUCCACUGGGAGGUUGUAAAGUGUUGCCAGAAUGCUACGGACGGAUGACACAGAUGCUGAAAGGAUUAGCGGGAGGUAAGAUUAUCCUCUGCUUAGAAGGUGGAUAUAAUAUUGUGAGCACUUCGUACGCUAUGACAAUGUGCACCAAAGCCUUACUCGGAGAUCCAAUAGAGUUUAAUUACAACCCAGAAGAAGAAGUCCACUGGUCCGCUAUUGAAACUAUAAAUAACGUCAUCAAAACUCAACAGAAAUACUGGAAGAGUCUCAAAUUCCAACUAGCCCUACCUAUAAAGAAUAUUCUAGACAAACCAUCACCUUCCAGAGGCUUGGUCAUCAGUAGUCCAGUUCCGCAAAAGUCAGUGUCGAAAGUCACUUCAAAAUCAUCCAAUGGUCUACAGUCAUUGGAAAGUGAUAUGAUGAAUUUGACCAUAAACAAAUGCACGGAUGGUAUACACUGUGGUACUGAUGAUGAAGAAGAUAACCGCACAGAUAAAAAUGCGGGUUGUUCCAAAUCUUCCGGUGAGGGUAGUUCUAAAAGUGCCACAGAUAAAGGUAAAAAAGAGAGUGAGAAACAAACACUUGUGGAUUAUUUAUCAGAGAAUAUGCAGGCUCUGGUGGAUGGGGAGAUGUUUGCAGUGGUGCCUGUGCCGUGGUGCCCACAUUUAGAUGCUCUGUUCGCUAUCCCAGAGUCGGUGAAGUUUGAACAAGGCGUCAAAUGUGUGGAAUGCGAUGAGAAGAAUGAGAAUUGGGUGUGUUUACACUGUUAUGUUACUGCAUGCGGUCGCAGUAUAAACGGUCACAUGCAAGCGCACCACAGAGCAACGCAACACGCGUUAGUCCUCUCCCUGCUCGAUCUGUCCGUGUGGUGUAACGUGUGCGACGCGUACGUCGACAACCCACUGCUCUAUGACGCUAAAAACAACGCACAUAAAUGCAAAUUCGGCGAAGAUAUGCCCUGGUGUUAUAAAACAGAUAUACAUAUGACAUAAUUAAAGUCGCCUGGCUCAUGGACACCCGGACGCCGGAUAAUAAAGGCGCCCGGGCGCCGGUAUAUAAAGGGCACCCACUAACGUACUAUUUUUAGGCGCCCAAUAUGUUAAUACGGCCCUGGUAUCUUGAAUAAUAUGUAUUAUAAUAAAAUUCCAAUUUCGGAUUUCAGCUAUAUUUAACUUACUAGCAUUAUAUUUACAUUUAUAUGUACAGUCGAACCUGGAUAAGAGUCUAAGGGACCACGAUAUUUUUCUCUCAUAUAGAGAGUUCCUUUCUUUCAAGUUUCUCGCUUAUGGUGGUCGCCUCCAAAACAGAAUAACGCCUCUCGUUUGUCCCAGUCUUGCUUAUACAGGCUCUACUGUAUUUAUAUAUAAAUAAUUAAAUUUUUCAACUAAUAGUAUAAUUAAAAUUAGUCAUUUUAAAGUCAACUAAAUGCAUUUAUAUUUUUAACAGCAUACCUUAGAAAAGGUAUCCUAUUGUUACUAGCAACGAUGUCUUCAAUAUCUUUAUUGAUUAAUUAUAAAAAACUCGCACAAAUGACUGACCUAAUCGAUAUAAAAAUUUAAGUAAAUAAAAAAUGUAUAAACAAAAAUUCCGAUUGAAUCUAUAUGCACAUCAUAUCCCUAAGAUAUCAUAUCCAUACAUUUGGAUAAGUCGGAUAAAAAAAAGUUAAUUUUUAAUAUGACUACUGCAAAGUAUUAUAAAAUUAGUGUUUUUAGUAUUUUUUGUAUAAA
Messenger RNA from Papilio xuthus (Asian swallowtail), 4251 nucleotides. It is a transcript of the gene HDAC6, whose product is annotated as histone deacetylase 6. Gene Ontology annotation, cellular component: histone deacetylase complex. The record is from RefSeq and is a predicted model, not a curated record. Bases 190 to 3516 code for a protein of 1108 amino acids. Lineage: Eukaryota; Metazoa; Arthropoda; Insecta; Lepidoptera; Papilionidae. The transcript has 19 exons. Gene Ontology annotation, biological process: epigenetic regulation of gene expression. Gene Ontology annotation, molecular function: zinc ion binding; histone deacetylase activity.